AAGUCUGGGAGGCUGCAGCGAUGGCGGCGGCGGGAACCGGACCGGGACCGGGACCGGGACCGGGACCGGGGGUGGGUGCAGGAUCUGCCCCAGCAGCGGCCGCAAAUGCAGCGUCUGGGGAAGAAGGGGAGACAAAGCCGGUGGUAGCCGUAGCAGCCGCUCCGGCUGGAGAGGGCACGGCUGCUGCUCCAGCAGCUGAGCCCAAUUCCGGAGAGGCCGAAGGCGGGGAGGCCAACUUGGUUGAUGUAAGUGGUGGUUUGGAGACAGAAUCUGCUAAUGGAAAAGAUACACUAGAAGGUGCUGGGGAUACUUCAGAGGUGAUGGAUACCCAAGCGGGCUCUGUGGAUGAAGAGAAUGGCCGGCAGUUGGGAGAGGUAGAGCUGCAGUGUGGGAUAUGUACAAAAUGGUUCACUGCAGAUACCUUUGGCAUAGAUACCUCGUCCUGUCUACCUUUCAUGACCAACUACAGUUUUCACUGCAAUGUAUGCCACCAUAGUGGAAAUACCUAUUUCCUGCGGAAGCAAGCAAACUUGAAAGAAAUGUGCCUUAGUGCUUUGGCCAACCUAACAUGGCAGUCCCGAACACAGGAUGAACAUCCAAAAACCAUGUUCUCCAAAGAUAAGGAUAUCAUACCAUUUAUUGAUAAAUAUUGGGAGUGCAUGACGACCAGACAGAGACCUGGAAAAAUGACUUGGCCAAAUAACAUUGUUAAAACAAUGAGUAAAGAAAGAGAUGUUUUUUUGGUAAAGGAACACCCUGAUCCUGGGAGUAAGGACCCAGAAGAAGAUUACCCCAAAUUUGGACUUUUGGAUCAAGAUCUUAGUAACAUUGGUCCUGCUUAUGAUAACCAAAAACAAAGCAGUGCUGUUUCUACCAGUGGGAAUCUAAAUGGGGGAAUUGCAGCAGGAAGCAGUGGAAAGGGAAGAGGAGCUAAGCGCAAACAGCAGGAUGGAGGGACCACAGGGACCACCAAGAAGGCCCGGAGUGACCCUUUGUUUUCUGCUCAGCGCCUUCCCCCUCAUGGCUACCCUUUGGAACACCCAUUUAACAAAGAUGGCUAUCGAUAUAUUCUAGCUGAGCCUGACCCCCAUGCCCCUGACCCUGAGAAGCUUGAACUUGACUGCUGGGCAGGAAAACCAAUUCCUGGAGACCUAUACAGAGCCUGCUUGUAUGAACGGGUUUUGUUAGCCCUACAUGAUCGAGCUCCUCAGUUGAAGAUCUCUGAUGACCGGCUCACUGUGGUUGGAGAGAAGGGCUACUCGAUGGUUCGGGCUUCUCAUGGGGUACGGAAAGGUGCCUGGUAUUUUGAAAUCACUGUGGAUGAGAUGCCACCAGACACUGCUGCCAGAUUGGGUUGGUCCCAGCCAUUAGGUAACCUUCAGGCUCCCUUAGGUUAUGAUAAAUUUAGCUAUUCUUGGCGGAGCAAAAAGGGAACUAAAUUCCACCAGUCUAUUGGCAAACACUACUCUUCUGGCUAUGGACAAGGAGAUGUCCUGGGAUUUUAUAUCAAUCUUCCUGAAGACACAGAGACGGCCAAGUCACUGCCUGAUACUUAUAAAGAUAAGGCUUUGAUAAAGUUCAAGAGUUAUUUGUAUUUUGAGGAAAAGGACUUUGUGGAUAAAGCAGAGAAGAGCCUAAAGCCGACUCCCCAUAGUGAGAUAAUAUUUUAUAAAAAUGGGGUCAAUCAAGGUGUGGCUUACAAAGAUAUUUUUGAAGGAGUUUACUUUCCAGCCAUCUCCUUGUACAAGAGCUGCACGGUUUCCAUUAACUUUGGACCAUGCUUCAAGUAUCCUCCAAAGGAUCUCACUUACCGCCCUAUGAGUGACAUGGGCUGGGGCGCUGUGGUAGAACACACUCUGGCUGAUGUCUUGUAUCAUGUGGAAACAGAAGUGGAUGGGAGGCGGAGUCCCCCAUGGGAACCCUGACCAGGCCCCUCUUGUAGAUACGGACUUUCUGGGGAAUGAUACUGGGGGAGGCAGGGUUCUGUUUAACUGUUGUAAAUAUUCUCCAGAAGAUGCUGUAAAACACAGCCUCUGCUUUUAGUCAGUUAAAGGCUGGGUGGGGCUGGGAAAAGGCCUGCCCUUUAAUACUCUCCCCUCUUCUGGUGACGGCUCUAAUUUUGUGUGCCAUAUGCUAAUAACUGCUGACCCUAGAAUCCCAUGAGCUCCCUGUGAAACUGGUGCUGUGCCACAAACCCCACCAACUGGGACUUACUAUCUUACUGUAUUUUCUAAGGAGUGAAUAAUCUUGUCCAAGUAACUUAUUUAAAGACAUUCCCUUCUGUGGGCAUUGACUCCAUCCCACCUGAUUUCCAAGGAAGUGGUGGGUCUGUUUGUGAGAGCAGCUGAAAUCAAUAGCCGUACAUUAAAAACCAGUCCAAAAGCUCUUUCCUUUUGAUGUGGGCUUGUUUUUGUCAUUAAUUUUGAAAUCUACUUUCAACACUGGGAUCUCUGAAAUGCUUAGGACUCUAGAACUGUAAUUGUGAAAAGGAAUUUGCUUGCAAUUUAACAAUUGGAAACUUCCCAAAUAAAACUUGUCUUCAAGUUU
This is a messenger RNA of Talpa occidentalis (Iberian mole), 2547 nucleotides long. It is a transcript of the gene ASH2L, whose product is annotated as ASH2 like, histone lysine methyltransferase complex subunit. Gene Ontology annotation, molecular function: protein binding; transcription cis-regulatory region binding. The record is from RefSeq and is a predicted model, not a curated record. The coding region runs from base 21 to 1925 and encodes 634 amino acids. Lineage: Eukaryota; Metazoa; Chordata; Mammalia; Eulipotyphla; Talpidae. The transcript has 16 exons. Gene Ontology annotation, cellular component: Set1C/COMPASS complex.